Messenger RNA from Cladocopium goreaui, 4476 nucleotides. NCBI's taxonomy places the organism in Eukaryota, Dinophyceae, Suessiales, Symbiodiniaceae. The record is from the annotation of a GenBank genome assembly.
CUGCAUUGUCGCACGACACACUGGGACGGCUCCCGAGAUGUCGUCAUGCGCGGCUGGGGCUUUAACUCCCCUGGAAGAGGAACACCAGGAGCCCCUGGGGCCCCUCGCCCAAAGACUCGAGCCAAAGCCCUCGAAGCGAGCCUAGCACCGCUUUCUGAGAAGGAACCAGAUGCGGAGCUAGAGGAGCCAAAAGCGAGGCGAAGGAGGCGCAGGAAGUCCAAGAAAACCAAAGUGGAGGCUGCCUCCAAGUCGGCAUCUGAGGAGCAAAACCAGGAGCCGAAAGACGCCGAGAAGCCGAACGACGGCGCAAGGCCCGCCGAGUCCGGUGACGGUUCGGCCACCGAGAUCGCCCCCGAGAGCGACGAGGGCGACGCGGUCGCGGAGGUCGCGGAGGUCGCGGAGGUCGCGGAGGUCGCGGCAGCGGACGCGGUGGUCGAAGCGGCCGAAGGUGGCGAGGCGGUGAACGGGGAGACCCAGGAGGAGCCGAAGGCAAAGAAAAGAAAGGGCGAGAAGAAGGAGAGGAAAUCCAAAAAGAGACGGAAGCUGCCGCUGGAGGAGGAAGGUGAAGAUGCGAAGGUGGAGACGAAGGAAAGUGAAGAGAGGGAAGCUGAGAAGCCGAAGGAGAAGAAAAAAAGGAAGAAGAAGAAGGAGCGCAAAGAAGGGAAGGUCAAAGCUGUGGCGGAGGAGGUGGACGAGCCGAUGCAGGGGGCCCCGCGACCCAAAGCUGCGGCUCGACGCCGCACUGGGGAUGAUCGGAUGGAGGCCAAAGGGACAGCAGAUGACAAGACCUCGCCGGGGUCAGCUGCUGAGGAAGCCGCAGAGGCCAAAGGGACAGCAGAUGACAAGACCUCGCCGGGGUCAGCUGCUGAGGAAGCCGCAGAGGCCAAAGGGACAGCAGAUGACAAGACCUCGCCGGGGACAGCUGACACUGGUCAAUUGAUCAAAGAGCUUGCCAUCCAGUUUGAGUACUAUGCUACUGCAACACCUUUGGCGCAUCGAGCGAUUGGAGGUGGGCCAGCGUUUUGUCAUCCAAAUGAUGUAGAGCGCAGGGCUGCAAAAGCUGCUCCUCAACCUUGCACAAUGGCUGGAGCUGGUGGGCCGAAUGGCAAUGGGCCUUUACAGGUACUGACACCUGAUGAAAGAGUGCAACGAACAAGGUUGUACGUCAGUCAGAAUCCUGAAGUGAUGGAUAUGAGUGUGACACCGUAUGGAUGUGAAGUGCAUCGACAGCUCAUGAUGCGAUCUGGUGUGGAGUUAGGGCCAGUGCUCCUUGCAACCUUGAAGAUGAAUGCUGAUGGUGCAAGCGGCUUUGGAUUGAAUGCUUCGCCGUAUGAGUUGUUGUUGCAUGAUGAUGUCUUUGUGAGUGGAUUGGCUGGAAGUUCUUGCGUGCAAGCAUUUCCGAGCGCUGCUGUUGGUACUUUUGGUCCAGGCGCUGACAGAAUUGAUCGAAGCACAGACUUAUUGUUUGGUGGCGAGCUCGGAUCUGCGAUUGUGUACUGCAGAGAGCAUGUUGAUGCUGGGGAACUGCCGUUGCCUGCAAAAGACGUGCUUGAAAAUCAAGGGAUGGUGGAACCAUAUGUUGGAGUUGAUGGACAAGCUUCAGUGCUGGGAAGUGGCAUUCUUGGUUCUGUGGAGCCGCAGCUUGACAUUUUGGUGAGGAAAGAUGCUACACGUAUCGGAAUCCCUGAUUUUCGAAGGCAAAUACAAGCUUACUAUAGCAGUUGCUUGUUUGCGCACCAUUUGGUGCCAUUGUUGUUCCCAGCAGUGGAUCACAAUUUGCAGCGUGGAACAAUCCCAUACCUUGACAAAGUGACCAUUGAACAAUUCAACGCACUCAACAAUUCGAGGAAGAUCUAUGGUCACUUCAUUCGCAAUCCUCAAGAAGCCACUGCUACUCGCCUUUUGCAAGAGAGGCAGAACAGUCGUGUGCAGGUGUACUUUGUGCCUGGGUCAGCGAAGACUGGCAUCAAGCGCAAGAAGUGCUCUAUUGAUGACAUGGUCUUGGGCAUCGAAGAUGGAUCGGAAGGAUCUGGAGUUGGUGCUUCCAAGGUUGUUGGAGCGAAAAGCGAGGUGAAUGGCCGUAUGCAAAUCAUGGUUGGGAAGCAAAUGAUGAGAUUGAAGGAUGCUCCGAGUUGGUAUCUGUUUGAACAAGUUUGUGUUGCGCCUGAUGAUUAUUCGUUGGCUGCAGUGCAAAGGUACUUGUUUGGAGCGUAUUGCAAGUACGAAUUCAUUGAUGAGCAGCUGUUCAACUACAUGGCUGGAACUGCUCUACAACAAGUUGCACAGAAGGUUGAGCUGUUUGUGCGUGCUAGUCGUGAGGAUGGCAUGCACGAUCAUCUCGACAUGACCUUUACAGAUUUUCAGGCAUGUGUGGCAGGCAAGAGUGAGCAGAAUGUGAGAAAGGUGCUACCGAGUGAUUCAGAGCUUGGACAGUAUGAAUUCUUUCCAAUCGAAGUGGUGGAUAGCGCUUUGAUGAGUUUGCAUGAAGAUGACGACAGGUAUCAGUGCUGGUGGCAAGUGAAGCUGCGGGCUUGGCAAUUUCCAAAGUGUUGGCCUGUAGCUCGGUUAACAUGUGCUGGCUUGCGAGUGUUGUUGAAUCCUGUGGCUGUGGAUGACUUCAAUUGGGAAGUUUCUUUGAAGCUACAACAAGUGGAUUUGCAAACAGCAGGCAAGUGUCAUGAUAUCAUUCAAGGUGUUGAGCGGGUGUUGAGGCGGCCUCUAAGGCUUGGACCUGAGCAACCUUUGGAUUUAGAAUUGCUCGCUCAUCACCUGUAUCGACGAACUGGCAUGGGCAGAGAGGAUUGGGGCUUUGACAUUGUUGAUGAGAUCGUGACACGCUGGAAGCCUAUAGCAAAGAGGCGGACAGUCGAUGAUGAUCUGGAAAUCACUGAAGAAGCCUACACUGUGAUGGAAGCUGAAACGAUUCGUGAGUGUUGGGAACAUGCUUUCGUUGGUUGCAAUCCAGAUGCUUUCGUGGAUUAUGAUGGAAUGCGUCCUUUUUUGCAGCAGACAGAGAGUGGAGAAUGGGAAGAGUUCGCACAUCCAAAUCGGCGUGCUCGAUUAGAAUAUGCUGAUUAUCAUGAGGAGAGACGUGCUGCACAGAAGGAAAGCUCACGCAUUGGCAAACUGUUCAAGAAACUACUCAGAGGAGUGGGUGCCAUGGUUGUCAUCUUGGUAUCUUAUUUCUUGAAGAGAGAAAGCGGCAAGGACAGGCCGUUGUUCCAAGUGGGACCUGAGUAUGAUAGCCCCGCGACUGUGGCUUUCUUGCCGUACAUGGUGUCGAUGUACAAUCAUCCAAACAUUUGUGUCGGUGCUUCUGGUGAGAAAGUUUUCGGUGACAUUGCUGUGAGAAUGCGGAAUUUCAAACGCUACAAAGGCAAUGUUUGUCAGGAUCAUGCUGCAUACAAUGAGAAUAAGGACCCCCUGCUCCUUCGACGCAUCAGUGUCGCGAUGUCGGGCCGAAAUCCAGACAAUGCUGGGUGGAUGUGUGGCAACUGCAAGAAACUCAGGGCCAAGAACGCCUGGUUUUGCGAUCUCUGUGGCUCGGCUUGGGAGGACUGUAUCAUCUACCCGAAGUCGAAAGCGCCGCAGUCAAGAUCGUCCUCAAGGAGGUCAUAUUGGACCGCACCAGAUCUUCAACCCUGGGGAGGCCAACAUGGAGAAGAAAGCCCGAGGCAGCAGCCCAAGAAAAACAGAAGCAGAGGCAAAGGCAAGGGCAAGGGACGCAGCGCUCCCCAGCAGACACCACUUGCACCCCCUCCUCCACCGCCGCUUUCUGGCCCGGAAGGGCAACAGCAGCCGCCAUGGAUGAGCAUGCCUCUACCUCCUGGAGCAUCGACAUCUUCAACGACAACAUUGUCGCCAGCCGAGCAGAAAUUGAGGGAGGUUUCCAACCUACUCAAAAAGGCGAAUCAAGAAACGCUCACACCGGAGCUACAGCAGUUUGUGGUAGAGGAAACCAAAGCUGCCAGCAAGAAGGAUGCCAAGACCCUCUUCUCAGCUGUGGGAGCCUUGACAAAGGCAAGAGAGGAGCUCGACACGGCGAUCCUGGCCAAGAGCAACCUGAUGGCGCAAUGGAGAGCUUUCCUCACCAUGUCCCUGGAGCGGUUUCGUCAAUAUACAGACCACUUCCAAAACCAAGAACAGGCGCAUCAGGAAAACAUCAAGCUGGCAAAGGAAAGACUGCACAAGGCCAAGGAGGAUUUCAGCUCCAAAGAGGAAGCAGCAACUGUGAUCUCCGACGACGAGGUGGAGUCCAAAGCCACAACCACCAAAGAAUCAGCUGCCCAGAUUUUGAAAGGGCUGAGCCAUAUGACAGAGAGCCUCCAAAAGCUGUCAGACCAAGCAGCAGAAGAGCAAGCAGAGGAAGAACGCAAAGCGAAACGCCCUCGGCAGAAGGAAGGCGACCCACCAGAUGCCGCCAUGCCUGCAGAAAGCUUGCCAUCUAUGCAGCCUUUUGGUGUGCCCGGUCACUGA